Sceloporus undulatus (fence lizard) is the source of this 956-nucleotide messenger RNA. Its product is annotated as oxidoreductase HTATIP2-like. Gene Ontology annotation, cellular component: cytoplasm. Gene Ontology annotation, biological process: import into nucleus. The record is from RefSeq and is a predicted model, not a curated record. The transcript is spliced from 6 exons. Lineage: Eukaryota; Metazoa; Chordata; Lepidosauria; Squamata; Phrynosomatidae. The coding region runs from base 82 to 798 and encodes 238 amino acids.
GGCAUAAUGAUAGAAUCUGGCUUCUCUUUAGUUUGACUCAAGCCUCUUGGAUCUCCAAUUCCUACAUUCAUUCACUUGAGAAUGGCUGUCCCCAACCCAGAAGAACUAAGAAAACUCCAGGAGAGUUUCCGGAAAAAGAAACAAACCUGUUUCAUCUUGGGGGCCUCUGGUGAAACUGGAAAAGAUCUUCUAGCAGAGAUGUUGAGGCAACAACUGUUCUCCCGGGUGACACUUAUUGGUCGAAGGAAGCUUGAUUUGGAAGGACCACUUUACACCAAUGUGUGUCAAGAAGUUGUUGACUUUGAAAAACUGGAUGAAUCUGCUGCUGUCUUCCAAGGCCAUGAUGUGGGCUUCUGCUGCCUGGGGACAACCAGGGCCAAAUCUGGAGCAGCUGGACUCAUCCGUGUUGACCGUGACUACGUGGUCCACUCAGCAAACCUUGCCAAAGCUGGUGGUUGUCGCCAUUUCAUCCUAGAAUCAGGUGCCUGUGCCGAUAAAACAAGCAUCCUCUUAAUCCGUCGAGUUAAGGGUGAAGCUGAAGCUGGGGUGACAGCAGCUGGGUUUGACCAUUGCACUAUAUUUCGUCCUGCGUUGCUGCUGUGUGAUCGUCAAGAAUCACGGCCUCUUGAGUGGUUGGCCAGGAAAGUCGUAGUCCAUGUCUUUCCCAAAGUCUUUUCUGUCCCCACAGUGACAGUGGCCCGGGCAAUGUUGAACAGUGUAGUGAUACCAGGAAAGGAUGGGCAGAAGGUGGAGGUUUUGGACAAUGCAACGAUACAUGUCCUUGGAGAAAUAGAAUAGUCCAGAGCUUUGCUUCCUAGAUGACACAUUGGUGAAGGAUGCCUCAUUUUUUUCAAAGCCUUUGUGUUUCCUAUUGUUCCCAUCCCCAGAAGAUAUGCUUCCUCAGUCAGUAUAGUCAUGGCUGUUAUGUUGAAGCUAGUCUGCCAUACCACCAGGGU